GCAGCGCGCACGGAGCGGGAGAGUUUUGUUGAGCUGCACGUUUAGAGCGGAGUCACGUGCGUAAAGGACCGGGGACGCACGCGCCCGGACUCCCCACAGGGACCGUCCAUGGAGUUACCGUGUCCGUGCCAUGACUGCGCAGUGGAUAUAAAAAAACAACCUCGUCUGUUUUCAUGUCCAUGGUGAGCGGUCACUCCAUGGAGAUCCUCCUGGAGUCAACAUUUGGGAGAAGAAUGCCAUCCUUCAAUGAAACUGUAGCUCCUAACGGCCAGUCCCAGGUCCCCCCGAGCGGCUCCAGAUUCAUGGGCAAACCGUUCACUGGAGCAUAUUUCUCUUUCAUACCUCCAGGAAAAGACCUCGGAUCAUACCCUGUCCCCUGGACCAGCGCAGAGAGCCUAGAUAGAGAAAGUCCUGUGACCCACAGCUCUGCCACAGACCAGCAGCACAUCUACAGGAGAGAUGGCAGCUCAAACGAGAGCCAUCUUGAAUAUACAGGCUCUGGGAUAAAACCGGGCUUUACGCUGUACUCAGACAGUCCAGGGGUGAGCGGCUCUGAGAAUGCAGCCUCAGUUAUUGUAAGGAAGAGCCCUGUUGGAGCUGACACCGUCUCCUCUGACAGACCUGUUUAUCUCGCUGUUCCUCAGGCCGUUUACACACAGAGCUCCUGCUGCAGUGACCUGUGCUGUGUGCUGGGACAUGGCUCCAAACACAGAGCUUAUGAGUCCUGCUGGAAGCACAGGGAACCUUCAGAUCCUCCACACAGACCCUCUGAGGCUGUGUCUCUGCCGGCUGCGCUCCGUCAAACCUACAGCUCCACAAACAUGAAGGAAGUGAACCACAGUUUACAGUGUUCUCCUAGAGCCUACCCCCGCCUGUACCCCUCCCAAGCUGCAUACGAGCCCGCCGUGUUUCACAGCACUUCUCCUAUCUCCAAAUAUGGACACGCAGCACAGCACCCAGUUUUUUACUGUUCCCCUGUGAGUGUGGAGGUAGAGCAGAGGACGGAGACUCAGAACACUGGCUCCAUGAAUGCAGAUGAGGUCCCAGUCAUCCUGAAACAUUCCAUACAAACAGCAGGGAACCAUUACAUAGUACCCACACCGCUGCAUGGGGACAUGUCUCUGCAUAGAAGGGAGCUCAUGCCAAAUCCCACAUUUUUACAUGGAUCUGAAUACCCGGGUUAUUUCAUCCCAAGGUUAAGCUUAAAUACGAGGUCAAUCCACGGCCAUAGACAUCCACGCACAGCACCCCAUGACUUCACAAACCCUAGCCCUAAGCAUGUGCAUCGACCUGUGGCCACUUUAGCUUCUGGUUAUAGGGACAAAUGUGCCCAACAUACUGAGCCACCCUCUUCAUCUGUGUGUGUGGAGCAGACCAGCCCCACGACAUGUAUCAGAACAUGUACGGCAGCUACGAGUGCACAGGCACAAAACAAAUACGGCCCCCCAAAAAAUACUGUUUACAUGAGCCCGCUUGGAGAAAGAAUACACAGAGCUCCCCCUCCUCCUCUUCCUCCCACACAGCCGCCAGCUCACUCAGAUCUGGGUGUGCAUCCCUCGAGAUAUCAUGCCUAUCAUGUCCGGCCUCAGCCUAAUCAGCUCACAAUCCCCCCCCUGCCGCACGCCAUUUUAUCAAAAAAAACAAACGCUCAGAAAAUCCUCUACUGCCCUCCACUUCAAAAUCCUUCCACACCACAACUUGCACACACACACGAACACACAGGCCCAGUGAAACGAGCCCUGCCCGUAUCGUCUAUCAGCAUCACUGAAGACGAUGAUGACGACGAUGUUUUUGUGGUUGAGCCAGAUCUUAAGAGACAAAAACCUGAUCUGGGAAACUCCAAAGAUAAAAGUGCUGAUAUCUCGUCUCCGAUGCCAGUUAUUAAUAAUGUCUUCAGCCUGGCUCCUUACCAAACCUACUUGCAGAUGUCCAGGCUGCUUUUGGGCUCACUGCGACAGGGACCUGCUCACCCCAGUUCAAACCAAAGCAGAGCUCAGCGGUCAAAUGAAGAUGUGAAACCACAGUUUUUACUGUCAAAAGCCGUGAACAUGAGCCGCACAAAAACUUUACAUAGAUACAAAGAACACACUGGUCUUUGUGAAGAUAAGAAGUCAGAUACUAGAGUCACUAAGAAAGAAGAAAACCCAGUUCAACAGAUGGGCUUUUCAAAUAACGUUAAACUAACAAAGCAUCCAUCAGAGGUAAAGAUCAAACAGGAGUGUUCCUAUGAACUGAUACACAUGAGUCCUGCGGCUCCUGAGCCAGCUCCCUUACAUCAUACUAAAGUUAAACAGAAUCAACCAGAUACUGAAACUAAACAAAUAAGUAAACAUGAAAAGGAUGAGCCAAUAGACCCAAACAGCUGCUCAGAAAUCUCAGAGUGUCACAAGCAACUUAACAUCAUUAAGAAGGAACCAGAGGACAUGGAUCUGCCUGAGAGGGCGGACAUGAAGGAACCAGAGGACAUGGCUCUGCCUGAGAGGGCGGACAUGAAGGAACCAGAGGACAUGGAUCUGCCUGAGAGGGCGGACAUGUUGGAAAUAAAAAAAUGUGAACUGGAUUUUGGUCAGAGAGAGGAUGAGAACAAGCGCUCAGGAGGUGAGUUUGGACAGAAGUUGUUUGGGAAAGAACGUACUCCUACAUGCAGCUCUCCUCCUCUCUCGGCUCCCCCGAUCCCAGUUCCUUCUCCUUCUUUUCCCGAGAGAGUUGGCUUUCUCAACAUUCCUCCCCAUCACCUUAAGCUCUCCACCUAUAACAUCAUAGCCCCAGAUAUCCAUUUCCCCCGCGUUGUCCAGAAACCAGUCAGCUCUCCAGAACCACAAAACACCCAGCCACCUCUGGCCAGUGCUCCACUCCAGAUGCCUGCUCGCAAACAUUUCUUUGAACUGCACCAGUCCCUUGUCAAGCUGAUCUCCAAGUCUGUGGCUGCUGCUUCAGAAGAUACGCUACGGUCCUGGCUUAGUCAAAUGGAGUUGAGCCAUGUUCCCGCCAGUAAAAACCAGAAAGUGAGAUGUCUGUUUGGGGCAAAAGGCAGAAACGCCUGUUUGAAUGAGGAGAUGAAGUCCUCUCUACAGGACAUCUACCAAAGACUGAACGAAUACAGUCAGGACCAUUGCCCUUUCCCCUUUGUGAUGCGCACUGGCGCUAUCUUUUUGCCGAUGCUGGUAGUGAAGGAGGUGUUGUUUCCCUCAGUACACGGAGGUUUGAUUGACCAGGUACUGCAGGAGCAUAAGGUGGAGCUGCGACCCACCACGCUGUCCGAGGAGAAGGCCCUUAUCCAGAUGAACAAACGUGCCUGCUCCUCCCGCCUCCGUAAACUCAUGUCCUACAAACACCUGCCGCUGGUCUACGCUGACGUGGUCAACCUGCUGUACUAUACCUGUGUCUGCAAGCAGCUCGAGUCAGCGUCUUGUGAAGUCCAAAGCCGAGUGCAGGACUAGAAAUGGAGGAUCGUCUUGAUGCUGAGGCUGACGAAUGUUGCGCAGGACCAAGCAGCAGCCAGAGUUCACCUGUCUCACUACCGCCACCUCCAGAUGAUUCAGAGGAACUUGAAACCAAAUCCCUUUUAAAGAGGAGGAGCUGCAUUAAAACCAGUUCAAGACGAUUGUUUGAUUGUUCGUCGGACGAGGAGGACCAGAAUGACUCUAAACCAGGUUCUAAUCCAACCCAACAAGCUGACGUGUGUGAUGGAGUUGACCAAUCUUGGAUGUGCCCUUUGACUUCCGAGGAGCUGUCCGUCGAUGGGGGAGGGUCCACUUUGCGAAAAUCCAAAAAUGGUUCAGGGGUCAUCCUCAAACUGAGACGCCUGUUUGACAGAAAAAGAACGAGCUAUCGACCUGUUUUAGACUCAGACAAAAAGCACUUGGAGCCACGGCCAUCAGACCCUGAUGCCGCACAGGAAGUAAGCACCGAACCUGUUAGGAGAGCUCCCGAGGUUGCCAGAUGGAGGAGAAACACUUUCUCUAAUUCUUUACGCCCUCUUAACAUCUACUCCAAAAGAAAACUGCGCUCGCUAUUAACAAUCAAAUACUGCCCUUACCUGUCAGCGUGCCACAGCACCGACUACAGGAGGCGCAGGGUGCUGCGCUCAGCUGUGCAUAGAGCCAGGCAGGUGAUGAAGACAUACUACCCCGAUCUGGUAGGGAAGAGGAUUCAGCAUCUGUAUGAAGAGGACGACAAAUCAGAGGUAUGGUACAGAGGGGAGGUGCUCCAGAUUCACAAAGCCCACCCCAACCCCCUGAAAACGGUGUUUGAGGUGCAGUACGAGACGGAACCAGAGUGGAAGUACUACCUGGAGCUGCUCAUAGACUACAAGAAGGGCUGGCUCAAGAUCGACGAUUAGGUCAUGAAGUGUCUUGAGACUGAAGUUAAGUAAAUGAAAUGAGCCCAGGUCAGUUGCCAAUUUGAACAUCCAGAUCUGCAACAUCCAAAUUACACCGUUUCCUCAUCACAAACAGACCUGGAGUUGUGUUUUGUUUCAUUCACACAUGUUUAAUACACAAACCCUGCAUAUUUAGGCUGAGUUCUUCUCUCAAACAGAAAACAAUCUGUUGUGAUGUCAGGCGUGGUAAUACAGGAAGUGCUCCACUGUGUUUUUAAACUCCAUACACUUUCACUAGUAUCAUUUGGAUGAUUUCAGCCCUGGAAUUGCCAAUCUCUACUGAACUAAAGGUAAAAGGAGCUGUUAACUUGAAAACUACCACUUCAUGACAUCACAAGGUGGAACAGAGCAGUUUGAGCUUUGGAGAUGUAGACAGACUAAUAAUAACGGGUUACUUAACAUGUCAAUGAAACACAACUCCAGGUAUGUUUUUGAGGAGGUAACAGCAUUAGAACUUAGAGCUUACAGGAAUCAGUUUUGUGUAAUAUUGGAACUUUAAAGUUACACUAAGUAUCUUUUCUGGUGCAGGGUCUUCCAUCCACUUGUCUGUUUCUCCAUUGGUAUGUUUUAUGGGCGUUUUAUUUUUCAAAAAUACCUUUUAAACAUGCAUUCUUACUAUGAGAAGGCUUGCCUCAACACAGAUCUGCUCUGAGCUGUGGUUUGGUGGCAUCAUCUGCUUGUUUCCAUGGAGACAGACAACUUCAGUGCCAUACUGUGGAACAUUCAAAGUAACAAGAUCUCCAGUGAGACAAGCCUCCAGCAAAGUUGAAUAGCAUCUUUAAGUAGUUUUUCAGUGAAUCCCAAGUCAAAAUGAAACAUUUGUCUCAAAAAAAUCCAUUAGACUUCACCAUUAUUACUAUUGUUCUAUAUUAUUUCAUGUUUGAGGUUGUGGCCAUGGCAACAAUAACUUUGCAGUACAUUGUCCAGCUCUAAUCUGAAUCCAAAAACAACACGGACCUUCAAAGACGUUUUAAAGCUGUAUGUAUGAGUUUUUGUGAUUUGAUGAGAUUUUUAUCCAGAGGAGUUUGUGACUGUUUAUAGAGAACUGUGGUUCCAAAUUGAAAUGGGAAUGACACCAGAUUCCUGUUUUAUGUUGUCUUUUUAAACCAAAACACAGAGCCUUAACAACCAAGUGUAAUUUUGAAGCAUCUGCACCAUUUACUCGUUUAAUGUGAUCCACUCUGAUUCUUGACCCCAGACUCUGUGUCUGUUCAUUUGUUUUGUCCCUUUUUCUAAAGUGUGGGUUGUUUUACUGAAGGUGAUUUUUAUUUUCUUGUCUAAAGCUGCUGAGCCUCAGGAUUUGACUGUGAACUUGUACAACCUCAGCUGGAAAAGGCUAUUUAAGGUUUUAUACUGUUUUUAAACCUAUGGAGACUGAAUGAGACUUUGAAUAAAUGUUUUUCACAUAA
Messenger RNA from Periophthalmus magnuspinnatus, 5790 nucleotides. RefSeq names its product chromosome 6 C15orf39 homolog (gene prmt2ip). Lineage: Eukaryota; Metazoa; Chordata; Actinopteri; Gobiiformes; Gobiidae. The transcript is spliced from 4 exons. The coding region runs from base 174 to 3440 and encodes 1088 amino acids. The record is from RefSeq and is a predicted model, not a curated record.